Messenger RNA from Closterium sp. NIES-65, 5598 nucleotides. Lineage: Eukaryota; Viridiplantae; Streptophyta; Zygnematophyceae; Desmidiales; Closteriaceae. The record is from the annotation of a GenBank genome assembly.
AUGGCUCAUGGGUUCACGGCUACGGCCGUUCUAGCAAUUUUACUGGUGUGCAUUCCUCUUUCACUGGCCAAUGAUCCUCCAAGCGGACAACCCUCGGGAUUGCCGCAGCAGUCCCAAGCCGUCCCGGGCUCACAGCUUAGAAAUAAUGCAACCUCGCCGUCAUCUGUCGAUCAGCAACCGUCCAACCAGGCUCCAUCACGAGCGUCGCCGCCACUGCAGGCCGAAUUGUUCGCACAUUCGCCGGCUGAAUCCCCGCCGUCCUUGAAUGAUCGACAAUCUGCCAGCACUGCAAACGCGCCGGCAUCCCAGCCAUCCGCGGAGCCACCGGCGCAGCAGCUUCCGCAGCUGUCGUCUCCCCCACAGGCUCCGCCUGCUGGAAGCCGGACAGAGCCGAGCAGUGAUGCGCGGAAUAACGCUCCCGCUGCGCCUGCUUUUCCGGAAGCUGCGCCUCCGCUUUCCCCUGCAGGGGGAGAAACCGUGAGCGGAGCGCCGGCGCAAGAGAAGGGGGGCGCGGAAGCGUCGCGCGAGGAGGCGGAGCAGCUGUCGACGACAUGCGGGCUGACGGACUACAUCAGACAGUCCGGCGCAUGUGACAGCAAGGGGCGGCGCACAGUGUCGUUUGUGAAGGCGCGCAACUGCACCGAUCCGUUCCCCGUCCAGCCCUCGCAGCAGGAGCCGUGCACAUGCACGCCGGAGGACUUUGAUGUCGUCUACACGGCCUCGCGUGAUGGUGCCACGUGCAACAUGCAGUACCUGCCACGCAGUAAACCUCUUGUUCCUCUUUUUUCUCAUCCCUCUCUCCCUCCCCUGCCAUCCGCACAUGCUGCAUGGCCAGACUGCACGGGAGCACAGCAGUCACAGCUCAUCCCAGUGGACAAGGUCUACUGCGGGCUACCGAAUGCGCCAUGCACAGAGGCGCACGUGGACGCCAUCUACUCCGACUGUGACUUCAUCCGUGACUCCCUCACUGGCCUCAACAUCUCUGCCAUGCGUUUUGUUGAGGUACGCCCUGGGGGAGGUGCGCCCUGGGGGAGGUGCACCCUGGGGGAGGUGAUCUAUUUCUUCCGCCAGGAGUGCGACCCCUACACACGAGGCUCCAUUCACCUGCCCCCCACCACCUUCAUUCCCUGCGACAUGCAGUGCGGGGCGGGGCACUACCUGCACCACGACCACUGCCACAAGUGCCCUGCAGGCACGUACAGCAUGGGGGGGAAGUGGCGGUUCCAAGACAUAUCUGAGAUCGACCCCCUCUACUUCAAGCUGUGCACGCGUCUGCCAUUCCCUCCUGCCGCCAUCCCCGCCCCCGCCCCCCAGACGGAGUGCAGGUUCACCAACGCCUCUGGCACCUUCCACUGCGACCCCUGGUACGCGGAUGAUGGUGCGUUUGAGGCGGGUGCAUACGACUACAUCAACGACUGGCUCCCGGAGGUGUGUGCAUCGGACCCGGCGUACAACUGCCACAACAACCUGCUCUCAUCACUCUCCCUCGACGUGCACCUCGUGCGAGACGGGUACGUGAAGUUCAACUUCACAGUGAGUGAGUGCAGAGGUGGGGCACGGUACGUGAAGUUCAACUUCACAGUGAGUGCGGAGGUGGGGCACGACGGGCUUGCCUUCUACAUCGACUCUCUCUCACAGCCCCUCAUGGCGCUCACCUCCUACCAGUUUGAGCCGCGCGAGAUGGUGUUCCCGGUGGAGGCGGGGCAGCACCGCCUGGUGUGGGUGUACAGCAAGGAUGAUAAGUGGAGCAAGGGGGAAGACAUCGCCACCAUCCCGGUCAGUUCGUCCCCAUCAGGUUCGUCCCCAUCAGGUUCGUCCCCAUCAGGUUCGUCCCCAUCAGGUUCGUCCCCAUCAGGUUCGUCCCCAUCAGGUUCGUCCCCAUCAGGUUCGUCCCCAUCAGGUUCGUCCCCAUCAGGUUCGUCCCCAUCAGGUUCGUCCCCAUCAGGUUCGUCCCCAUCAGGUUCGUCCCCAUCAGGUUCGCCCCCAUCAGGUUCGCCCCCAUCAGGUUCGUCCCCAUCAGGUUCGUCCCCAUCAGGUUCGUCCCCAUCAGGUUCGUCCCCAUCAGGUUCGUCCCCAUCAGGUUCGUCCCCAUCAGGUUCGUCCCCAUCAGGUUCGUCCCCAUCAGGUUCCGCCCAAGCGUCUUGUUACAUAGAGGUGGACGGAGUGGCUUUCAAUGACUUCCUCUGCACGCCAUGCCCCGCCGGCUUCUACAGUGCGGAGGGCGCGGGUGCGUGUGAGCCGUGUCCUGAGAACACCAUUUCCAAGGAGGGCGCGUCAGAGUGCACGGCAUGUGGGAGCAGCGCCUAUGCGCGCAUCGUCCCGCGCACCGACUGCAAGCCCCGCCUGCCAUGCAGUGUGAGCGAUUCCACCAUCACCUACACGCCAUGCCAGCUCGCCUCCAAGAAGCGCAUCAUGAAGUGGCAGUGGAUCCAGCCUCAGAUCUGUGACCCCUCCAACAUCACUCUGCCCAUGGACAUGCCUCUUGACUGCGAGCCGUGCCCAGAUGGCCAGCAGGCAGAGCCCGACCCGCAGUCAGGGGAGAUCCGCUGCAGCCUCUGCCCUCCCGGUACGGCGCGGCAGGCGAGCUACGAGGGGGGGGCGGGCAGCGGUGGCAGCAUGUUAGAGGGGCGGUGUGAGGCGUGCAGCGAGGGGCAGGUGGCGAUGAAGACCCUGUCGCUGAAGCACUUCACCAUGCAGCCCAACGGCGCCCUGCCCCCCAACUUCACCACCGGCUGCCAUGGCGACUGCGGCACCUUCGGCUGGCGGGCCUUUCAGGACCACCUUGACUCGGGCAGCGGCCACGGCCCCACCGCCUCUGUGAGAAAUGGAUGGAUCGGCUUGCUGCAUGCGCUACACCACGAGAUUGUUAUCGGCCACGGCCCCACCGCCACGGCAAGGAAAGGUGGACGGGCUCUCUGGAAUGCGGGCUAUACUUCUUCCCAACCUGCCCUGCGCCUUGUCUCCCUUCCCAAUCUACCCCUCUACUACUUGUGCCGCCCCUGGCGUCCCGUGCGGCAUCAGAUCUGGCUGGCACUGGACGUGCACAUGGCGGUGCGCGGGUACAUGACCUUCAACUACUCCGUUGACAUCCUCCCUGGCGACCCGGGCCGGGCCUUCUUCUUCUUUAUCGAUCAUGACCUCAUGGACUAUGUGGAGGUGACGUCAUGGACUAUGUGGAGCCAUUGCUCUGGCCGCACCAUGAUGACCCCCUCAUACUCUUCCCUCCUUCCCACUGCCCCUUCCGCCUGCCAGCAACAACGCGUGGAGUGGGAGGAGGGCGGGGAGGAGAGCGGGCACCCGGGGUCAGGGGAGGAGGAGACGCGCAUGAGUGGCAUAUGGGAGCUGGAUGUGGGGCGCCACUUGGUCAUGUGGGUGUGGCAGAAGCUGGAUGACACGGGCGCUGCUACCAGGACCACUCGUGACUCUGCUGUCAUCUAUGACAUCCAUAUAGAGGGAGUGGCGGAGGGCGGUGCAGCACGGUGUGAGGAGGUACCGCAGGGGACAACGCUAGCAGAGGGGGGCGACUCAUACGUGCCGUGUCCCCCUGGCACCUCCAGUGAGGGCGGUGCGUCCUCCUGCCUGCCCUGCCCGCCCAACACCUUCAACAACCAGCCCCAGGGGGCGCAGUGGGCGUGCAAUCCGUGUGGAGCGGGCACGUCGUCCCUGGCGGGCAGCACGGAGUGCUUCAUCGGCGACGCCACUCGCCCCGCCUCCUUCUGCACCUUCUCGCUGCCCUUGGACUCCAUCCCUCGUCGCCCAUACCUUGGCCAGGACGGUGCAGAGGAGCAGGCGGGGCAGGAGGGGCAACGUGGGGAGGUGGGGGAAGGGGGGACGGAGGGGGGGGAGAGAGAGAGGGGGGUGGAAGGGGAAGCAGGGAGGGGGGGUGCAUCGCCCCCUGGUGGCAGUGGCACUGUGGGUGGUGUGACAGGCAAUGGGACGGCGGCCGCAGUGGUGUUUGACCUCUCCCCCCUGUCUCGCAUGCACCCCGGCCGCAUGUUUGGCCCUGUGCUCGAUGCUGCUGCUGCUGCUGCUGACCCUGAUGGUGAUGCUGCUGGGGGGGGAGAAGUUGCAGAGGGAGGGGCAGGAGGAGGGGGUGGUGGGCAGGGGGGGAGUGGGAACAGCAAGGCGAGGGGGCAGCAGGCAGCGGAGUAUUUUGUGAGUGUGUGCGAUCGGGACAGCGGCAACGACACGUGCUACGACUACUCGGGGCGGUCCCUCAACACCUACGCCUGCAAGGUGCACUGCGUCCGUCCACAUUCCAACCGACCACAUGUUGCUGGCCUCGCACCUGGCUGGCUCCGUGCCUCACUUCAGCACUCUACCCGCCUGCUCUCCAUCCUCCCCAUCUCCUCCACUCCUCCCCUGCACCCAGUCGAUCCACGGGAGGCCAGAAGUGGAGCACGGCCGGGGCAUAAUCUAGGCAGUGCAGUGGCGGUCUAUCCGCUGGCAGCCGUGCAUGCAGGGCUGUACCGGCGCGGGCUGGUGAUGGCGUUCACAGGGGACGAGUGCCCGCAGACCAACAUGCCUAGGGAGACCAACCUCACCUUCAUAUGCGACCCCGCUGCUGGUCCAGAGGCAUGGACCAAGGAAGGGCAGAUGGCAGCACUCAACCCGGUGCUGGGGUACCCGCAGUACAGCCAACGGGGGGGAGCGGUGCAGCGCAUCGAGCACAGCGACUGCUCGUUCAGCCUCGUGUGGUACUCGCUGUUUGCGUGCCCGCUGUGCUCCCAUGAGGACUAUGAGCGCGUGGAGACGGCUGAGUGCAUGGACGAGACAAGGGCCACCUUCAAGUGGAAAUUGCCCCGGGUGUGCCAGCUGAACCCGUUCAACCCGCUACCCCAAGACGAGCCGUGUGAGCCGUGCAAGCCAGACGACAUCAUCCGCUCGCAGGGCGACUGUGCUGACGCCAACGGCAACCACAACAUCACCUACUCAUGGCGCCAGCCGCACCACUGCAGCCCCACUCUCCCCGGCGCUGCCUCCCUGCCGGCACCAGAGCUGGUGGGGCCGUGUGAGCAGCGGUGGGUGUACGUGCCUUCGGAGGCGCUAUCUCCCAUGUGGAUUGCACUGUUUGUGGGCCUGACCGUGCUCAUUGUGGGAUUUGGAUAUCUCUCGCUUGUCACGUGGCUCCGCAGCCGUCGAUUGCGGCAGAUGUAUCAACGGCUGGUGGAGGCCGAGGUGCAGAUGGAGGGGGAUAUGGUUCUCCGUGCGGCCGCGUUUGGCGGGCCGGCAGGCAGGAAGACAGGUAUGGGGGUGGGCGACGCGUUGGUGAUCCAGACAGCGCUCAGCGUAACACUCGCGUCGGCGGCGCGGCGAGCCGGAUGGAUCAGGCCGCGCACUGUGCUCACCACCCUCGUCGCCUCUCAUACCCUCCACACCGCUCCUUCUUCCCCUCCCCUUUCUCCUUCCAAUCCCGUGUGGCGGGAUGCGGCAUGUGCUGGCAGCUACCACCCGGAGAGGAUAGGCAACGAGAACGUGCGCAAGGCGGUGGACGUGGCGCUGUGGGUGGGCGACGGCAUCACCGCUCUGGGCUGUGCAGUGAUCGAUGCGGUGAAGAAGAUGGCUGGGCGCGGAGGAAACAGGCUGGGACGCCGGUGA